Messenger RNA from Penicillium subrubescens, 2232 nucleotides. RefSeq names its product type I HSP40 co-chaperone YDJ1. Gene Ontology annotation, cellular component: cytoplasm; cytosol; nucleus. NCBI's taxonomy places the organism in Eukaryota, Fungi, Ascomycota, Eurotiomycetes, Eurotiales, Aspergillaceae. The record is from RefSeq and is a predicted model, not a curated record. Gene Ontology annotation, molecular function: ATP binding; Hsp70 protein binding. Gene Ontology annotation, biological process: response to heat; protein refolding. Bases 274 to 1515 code for a protein of 413 amino acids. The transcript has 4 exons.
AAAGUUACUCAGCCAUCGGGUGGUGGGCUCCCUAUUAUUCUCCAGUCUCGAUUCUUAUCCAAAAAAGAGAUUCGUCUUCCUUCUAUCUCCAUCUCCCCUCCUCCCCCUCCUUUCAUUCCUGGUUUCUUUGAUCUUCCGGGUGUCGCCUUCUUCUCCUGUUGCUCUUAGGUGCCAGCGAUUCCUUUUUCACCUCCUCGACUACCCUGUCUCUCAUCGUGAUUCCUUUCCUCAUCUCUUCCCCUCCUCCACAUUCUUUCGCCCGAGUCCGACAUCAUGGUCAAAGACACCAAGUACUACGAGUGCCUGGGAGUUGAUCCCUCGGCUACUGAAGCCCAGCUGAAGAGCGCCUACAAGAAGGGUGCCCUGAAGUUCCACCCUGACAAGAACAAGAACAACCCCGAUGCCGCGGAGAAGUUCAAGGAGUUGUCGCACGCCUACGAGAUUCUUUCCGACCCCCAGAAGCGUCAAAUCUAUGACCAAUAUGGUGAGGAGGGUCUGGAAGGCGGCGGUGCCGGCGGUGGUAUGAACGCUGAGGAUCUGUUCUCCCAGUUCUUCGGCGGUGGCGGUGCGUUCGGCGGGAUGUUCGGCGGUGGCAUGCGCGACACCGGCCCCAAGAAGGCUCGCACCAUCCACCAUGUGCACAAGGUCAACCUGGAGGAUAUUUACCGCGGCAAGGUCUCCAAGCUCGCCCUCCAGAAGUCUGUCAUCUGUUCUGGCUGUGAGGGCCGCGGUGGCAAGGACGGCGCCGUCAAGGAGUGCACAGGCUGCAAUGGUAGCGGUAUGAAGACCAUGAUGCGCCAGAUGGGUCCUAUGAUCCAGCGCUUCCAGACUGUUUGCCCCGACUGCAAUGGCGAGGGUGAGAUCAUCCGCGAGAAGGACCGCUGCAAGAAGUGUAACGGCAAGAAGACCAUUGUGGAGCGCAAGGUGCUGCAUGUCCACGUCGACAAGGGUGUGCGCGACGGCCACAAGAUUGAGUUCCGCGGCGAGGGUGACCAGAUGCCCGGUGUCAUGCCCGGUGAUGUUGUCUUCGAGAUUGAGCAGAAGCCCCACGCCCGCUUCCAGCGCAAGAACGACGAUCUGUUCUACCAAGCCGAGAUCGACCUUCUGACCGCUCUUGCUGGCGGCACCAUUCACAUUGAGCACCUCGACGAGCGGUGGUUGACCGUCAACAUCGCCCCUGGCGAGGUUAUCGUUCCUGAUGCCAUCAAGGUCAUCCCCGGUCAGGGUAUGCCCUCCUUCCGCCACCACGACUUCGGCAACCUCUACAUCAAGUUCGACGUCAAGUUCCCCGAGAAGGACCAGCUGCAGAACCUCGAGCUCCUUGAGCAGGUUCUGCCCCCUCGCCCCCAGAAAAACCAGCCCCCGGCCGACGCGAUGGUCGAGGACUUCGAGCUCGAGGACAUUGAUGGCAACGAGAACUCGCAGGCCCGCGCCCACGGUGCCGCUGGCGCCAUGGACGAGGACGAUGACGACGUUCCCCCCGGCGCCGAGCGCGUGCAGUGCGCCUCGCAGUAAACGCGCGAUGGUCCAACACGAUCAGGCCGUGUGAAUGAUUCGGGGAAGCUGAAAAUCAAAAGCUCAAUUCUUUGGGCCGACUUGACGAAACUUCGCUUAUGAUACCAUGUGAAGGGGCACUGGCCGUCCCUCUCCAUCCUAGAUCGAUGAGAUAGAGAUGUGUCCGGAGCCGUGAUUUCUUUUUUUCUUUUUCUUUCGUAUCCCCUCAUGAUGUGGAUGGGACAAUAUAACCCACCACGCCAAUCCACCCUUUCUGCUUUGCAAUGGCGUUCGCUGUGAAGAGACUGGAAGAUCCGAUGGUUUUUUUUCCUUCGCACCGUUGUGUAUCUCCUAUUUUCGAUCUCGUAAUCUCCUUAUUCCUCGCACCAGGCCACAACAUGACCUUCGUCUCGUCUGCUCUGUUUCUCUUUCCUUUGUCCAUCUUCGAUAUCCUUCGGAUGUCAGCAGAAGGUGCGGAGCAGGCGCACUCAUACGGGUGGAGGGCAUGGUUUGGCCCGUGGCAGUGAUGGUGACUCAACACGAACCUGGAUGGGAGCACGAUUGCAGGCCAAAAAGCUUGCGUCGAAACAUGCGAAAGUGGCCAUGCUGGAUGUUUCUUUCGUCUUUCUUGUGCUUUUUCUCCUUCUCUUUUUCUUUCCUAGCAUGCACUGAUGACGACUCGGAAUAGACAUUGCGUUGAUUUGGCUUAAUGCAUUAUUCACGGCAUGAUUUUUGCUU